Molecule: messenger RNA, 1543 nt
Organism: Diatraea saccharalis (sugarcane borer)
Lineage: Eukaryota; Metazoa; Arthropoda; Insecta; Lepidoptera; Crambidae
Source: the annotation of a GenBank genome assembly
ACAGUUAUCGAAUUAGGUUUCGAUUGGUAAGACGUUUAAACGUGUUAGUUACAAAUGACAAUAGAAAGUUACAAUUGAAAUGGCGCCAAAAAAUUUAGAAUAUUUAGAAGAAGCUCAGAAGAGAGCCUACGAAAAGAAAACUCAUGUUAGUUUUCCUCAGCUAAAAUACCCCUCACUCAGAGAUAAGGGAUUUAGAGAUCCAGUGCAGUGGCUGACUGGAAAAGCCUUGGAUGAUGGAGCAGAAGGCUUAUGGAGAAUUCAUAAUUCCAUUUAUGAUUUUACUACUUUCGUCGAUAACCAUCCCGGUGGUGCGGAAUGGCUAGAACUCACAAAGGGAACAGACAUAACAGAAGCGUUUGAAGCUCAUCAUCUUAACCCUGUGGUAGAAAAGAUGUUAGAUAAAUAUUUUGUAAAAAAUACGAAUACACCAAGAAACUCCCCGUACACGUUCAAUGAAGAUGGAUUCUACCGCACACUUAAAAGAGCAGUGAGAGAAGAAUUGAAAAAAGUGCCAAAAAAUAUUCCUAAUCAUACAGACAGAAUCAUUGAUGGAUUAUUUACUACAUGUUUGGCGACAGCUGCAUUAACCUGUUGGGCUAAAAAUUAUUGGAUUGUGAUGUUAUCUUACCUAAUCUCUUCUUUAACAUUAGCAUGGACUAUUGUUGCUUCGCAUAAUUAUAUACACAGGAAAACCAAUUGGAGAAUGUAUAUUUUUAGUAUGUGCCUAUGGUCAUACAGAGACUUCAGGGUGUCUCAUGCUCUCUCACAUCACUUAUAUCCAAACACUCUAAUGGAUUUAGAGAUAAGUGCAUUUGAGCCAAUAAUACAAUGGAAUCCACGACCAGACAAGCCAUUUUUCACAUACUUCACUUUUCUGUUUCAAUGUUUGUUAUAUCCCUUUAGCUUUAUAAUUAAUUUUGUGAAAAGAUUUCUUCUCAACUUUGUACGAGAAGAUUUCUUCAAAAACCAUUAUCGUUGGCAUGAUGGAAUCGGACUUUUACUUCCCAUUUGGAUGUGGGUCGUCAGCGGAUGUUCUUUCAGUGACGCUAUUAUCAAUUGGUUAUGGAUCAAUUGCACUAGCAGUUUUAUCUUCAUGGUGAUCGGCACCACUGCAGCACAUCACCAUCCACGAAUAUUCAAAGAUGGUGACGAAGUCAGGACAAUUACUCCUGACUGGGGAAUGCAGCAGCUUGAAGCUGUGAUGGAUCGUAAUGAUAUCAACGGGAGCCUAUUUAAAGUAAUGACCUUCUUUGGUGACCAUGCUCUUCAUCAUCUUUUCCCAACUCUCGAUCAUGCCGUGUUGCCAUAUUUGUAUCCUGUAUUUUUAGAACACUGUGAAAAAUUCAGAGCAAACUUCAGGGUUACGUCACAAUUUGACCUUUUUGUUGGACAAAUCAAAAGGACAAUUGAAAGGCAAUUUAGACUUUUGGAUGAUUAAAUGAUGGGCAUUCGGUGCAUAACCUAAAGUUUAAAAAUGUUUCAUAACACAAAUAUUAGGUAUUUCAUUUAAAUAAUCCAUUUAUAUGCUUAUAGUUUUAUAUAA